CAAAGAAGCGACCGUCUGAGUGCGGAGAACGGUGAGGGUGAAGGUAGUCUAGUCUCGUUUGAUUUGGUUUUCUGGGCGUGUUCUCAUUCCUUUACUCGACACUGAACAAGUGCCGUGUUCCUGCUACAGCCAUGUUGUCGUCUUCACUCCGCUCCCUCUGCUACAGAGGCCCCUCAAUCGCCUCCCGGGCCUUCAGUACAUCGCCCUCCGUUCGAUCUGCCGAGGUCAAGUCGCUGGGUGUGAUAGGAGCUGGUCAAAUGGGACUGGGCAUCGCGCUGGUUGCCGCCCAAAAAGCCCAAGUUCCAGUAACAUUAAUCGACACAUCCCAAGCAUCUUUAGAUAAGGGACUCAAGUUUGCCGACAAACUCCUCGCUAAAGAAGUAGCCAAGGAGCGCCUGACGCAGGAGGCGGCGGACGCGGCGCGGGCGCGCAUCACACCGAGCCAGAAGAUGGAGGAUCUGAGCGGGGUGGACUUUGUGAUCGAGGCGGUGCCGGAAAUCGAGGCGCUGAAGCGGCGGAUCUUCGGGCAGCUGGCGCAGAUCGCGCCGCGGCACGCGAUCCUGGCGACCAACACCUCGUCCAUCUCGAUCACCAAGAUCGCAGCAGCGACGACGGCGGACCCGACGGACCUGCAGGCGCCGGCGCGGGUCGUCUCGACGCACUUCAUGAACCCGGUACCCGUGCAGAAGGGCGUCGAGAUCAUCGCGGGCCUCCAGACGGCGCCGGCGACGGUCGCGGCCGCUGUCGACUUCGUCCGCCGCAUGGGCAAGAUCCCCGCCGUCUCGGCGGACUCGCCCGGGUUCCUGGCCAACCGCAUCCUCAUGCCCUACAUCAACGAGGCCAUCAUCUGCCUGGAGACCGGCGUCGGCGCCAAGGAGGAUAUCGACAGUAUCAUGAAGAACGGCACCAAUGUGCCCAUGGGCCCGCUGGCGUUGGCAGAUUUCAUUGGCCUGGAUACCUGUCUGGCCAUCAUGAAUGUCUUGCAUCAGGAGACUGGGGAUAGCAAGUACCGGCCUUCCGGGCUGUUGAAGCGCAUGGUGGAUGCCGGGUGGUUGGGCAAGAAGUCGGGCAAGGGCUUCUAUGACUACUGAUCGCGCGAUGGCCCUGAGCCCAUUCUCGUGCAUCGCGAUAUGUUUCUCAAUCAAUACCACCAUGGGUUUUUCAUUCGUUUUGCUACCAUUCCUGGGUUGCAAUUCAGGAUGGAAGAUGUAGUGAUCAAUAUCUAUCCAUUGUGACAAGGAGACAUCUCUCUACGGGUGCAUAAAGGUGCAUAAAGGUAGAUAUUCACUCCGAUUCUCGCAGUCUGGCAAAUUGUCG
Messenger RNA from Aspergillus uvarum CBS 121591, 1317 nucleotides. RefSeq names its product 3-hydroxyacyl-CoA dehydrogenase family protein. Gene Ontology annotation, biological process: fatty acid metabolic process. The transcript is spliced from 3 exons. Gene Ontology annotation, molecular function: NAD+ binding; oxidoreductase activity, acting on the CH-OH group of donors, NAD or NADP as acceptor. The record is from RefSeq and is a predicted model, not a curated record. Bases 132 to 1091 code for a protein of 319 amino acids. NCBI's taxonomy places the organism in Eukaryota, Fungi, Ascomycota, Eurotiomycetes, Eurotiales, Aspergillaceae.